AUGGCACCCGCCGCGAUCUCAAACCCCAACCGCUGCGACCGCGGCUUUGUGGGCAACACCAUCGGCCAGGCCAAUGCCGUGUCCAACAAAGCCCUUGACCUGCGCUUCUGCAAGUUUGCGGGGGCCAACCUGAGCGGCAAGACGCUGUCGGGCGCAUACAUGAACGAGGCCGACAUGAGUGGGGCCAACAUGCGGGAGGUGGUGCUGACCAAGGCGUACGCGGUUGGAGCAAACCUGAGGGGCGCCGACCUGACCAAUGCGGUGAUUGACCGUGUGGCGUUUGAUGGCGUGGACCUGGAAGGGGCCCAGCUGGUCAACGCAGUGAUCACGGGCACCACCUUUACAGGCGCCAACCUGAAGGAUGCCAACUUUGAGGACGCGCUGAUUGGCAGCGAGGAUGCCAAGCGCCUGUGUGCCAACCCCACGCUGGUAGGCGAGAGCCGGGACCAGGUCGGCUGCCGGCAGUGA
Messenger RNA from Chlorella variabilis, 468 nucleotides. RefSeq lists its product as hypothetical. The record is from RefSeq and is a predicted model, not a curated record. Bases 1 to 468 code for a protein of 155 amino acids. The transcript is spliced from 6 exons. Lineage: Eukaryota; Viridiplantae; Chlorophyta; Trebouxiophyceae; Chlorellales; Chlorellaceae.